This is a messenger RNA of Oppiella nova, 890 nucleotides long. The record is from the annotation of a GenBank genome assembly. NCBI's taxonomy places the organism in Eukaryota, Metazoa, Arthropoda, Arachnida, Sarcoptiformes, Oppiidae.
AUGGGCAGGAAUUCGGGUCCAGUCUGUGGACAAGACCCUCGCUUUUGCGAACAGCCGGCGUCUAUUGAGCCGUACGAGUGGGCCGACGAUAUCACUAAGUGGCCGAUUUGUCGCAAAACGUCGACCAAAGCUGCUAUUUUUGAGCCACACAUGAGGUGCGAACUCAUAGCCCGUCCGUGUUGUCUGGGCAUCAAUGGCGAGUGUCACAUAACGACGCGAGAGUUUUGCGAUUUCAUUAAAGGCUUCUUUCACGAAGAGGCGACCCUUUGCUCACAAGUGUCGUGUAUGGGAGACGUGUGCGGAAUGAUUCCGUUCUACUCGGACGACAGUCCCGACCAAAUCUACCGGAUAUUCACUCCGAUCUUCCUUCACGCGGGUUUGGGUCAUAUCCUCAUUACAGCGCUCUUCCAGUUCNGUUUGGGUCAUAUCCUCAUUACAGCGCUCUUCCAGUUCUUCAUUAUGAAAGAGAUCGAGAAAAUGACGGGUUGGGCGCGAAUGGCCGCCAUUUACUUAGUCUCGGGUAUUACGGGGUAUUUAGCGAGCGCUGUGUUCCUACCAUUCCGUCCAGAGGUCGGGCCGGCUGGCAGUCUAUACGGAGUGAUGGCUUACUUUUUCGUUGAGUUGAAGUAUAUGUGGAACAUCUUGGAGAAUCCAUACCUGGUAUUAAUGAAACAGAUGGCGGUGGCAACUGUGCUCAUAAUGUUAGGAUUCCUGCCAUGGAUUGAUAACUACGCUCACGGUAAUAACGGGUUUUAUAAUCGGGCUCUUAUUGUCAUUCGCAUUGAUCCCGAGUACUAUCACCGCUGAGAACAGAACCCGAAAAAUAUUGAUAAAAACCGGUUGUUUUGCGAUCGUUGUGUUCAUUAUAAUCACAUUAUUAGUGCUGUUAU